Fusarium poae is the source of this 2511-nucleotide messenger RNA. RefSeq lists its product as uncharacterized. Gene Ontology annotation, biological process: regulation of DNA-templated transcription. The coding region runs from base 1 to 2511 and encodes 836 amino acids. Gene Ontology annotation, molecular function: zinc ion binding; DNA-binding transcription factor activity, RNA polymerase II-specific. Lineage: Eukaryota; Fungi; Ascomycota; Sordariomycetes; Hypocreales; Nectriaceae. The record is from RefSeq and is a predicted model, not a curated record. The transcript is spliced from 2 exons.
AUGCACAUACCCAAACGUUACCCACAAUCAAUCUCAGACAAAUCCCAAUUCCUCUUCGGCUCAAUCACCUCCAACAACCGGGCUUCCGCCGACAAUCAGCCAUCGCGAAGCCGCAACCAUUCAGAUCCGAUCCAGACCAGUCCACUCCGGCGCCGUCUUCAAGGGUCCCGCUCCGCUUACUCCAGUUCCGCCUACCGAGUUGAGCUCCGAGCUCCGCCGCCGCCUUUGCAGGCUCAGGCCCGGCGCAGGUCUGACCUGGUUGUUUUUCUCGCCAUGUCCGACUCACCUCCCCCAUCGCCAUCCUCGCACGCGACGGCUCACGCGUAUGCAAGUAAUGGACUCGAGAUGCUGCAGGCCGCCAGCGAUGCGGCGCAUGCCAUCAUUGAUAGUCCCCAGAACUUGCAGCAUGCUGCCUUAGCUGCUGCUGAGGCUGUUGGCCACCAGCAACAGCAACAGCAACAACAGCAGCAGCAGCAGCAUCAACAUCAGCAUCAGCAUCAAUCAAUGGACCAACCUUCCCAAGAAGCCCUCCCUCACACGUCCGAAUUACCGACACAGCUUAUGCCUGGAAAUGGAGCUGUUAUGCGCGAUCCCACUAUCAACCCGAAGUUGACUCGUCUCCGGCGUGCUUGUGAUAUGUGCAGCAUGCGCAAGGUCAAAUGUGACGAUUCCAACAUCCCCUGCCGACCAUGCCGAGAGCUCGGUGUAGACUGCACCUUUAAUCGAGAGACAAAGCGUCGAGGACCACCCAACAAGCAUGCUGAGGCUGCAAAAGCCGCCAAACGGACACGGCCGGAUAUUCCUGCUGCCGCCGCCGCGGCAGCAGCAGUGUUUGAGUCCUUGUCUCCUUCCCCCCAGACUGCCGCCAAGACGUUGAUGAACAUUUCGACCGAGGGUGUUCUGGAUGCUGAAGCUAUUGCUCCCAUGCCAGUCUUGGAACUCCUCGUUGAUGACUUUUUCACCUACAUCCACCCACUUGCACCCUUCCCUCAUGAGCCGACGUUCCGUCAAUCUUUCGCAAACCGCGAAGACCGUACCAAGCCCGAGUUUCUCGGGUUACUGGCGAGUAUGAUAUGUACCCUUGUUGCGUCCUUUCCCAGAAGCGCGAGAGAGCACCUCAAGGCCCAGCACAGUACUCAUCUGUUUCCUAGAGCUAUUGUCAUGGUUGAAAAAUGCCGUGAGAUUGCUUUGUUGACACGUGGGAGUAAAUGGCAACUCAAGCAGCCCAAAACGCUAGAUGACGCUGCGACCAGCUACUUUUUAGGUCUCGCUUCGGGAUAUACUCACCAAUGGAACGCCUCAGGCCAGUUUAUGGCCGAGACCCUGACCCUCCUUCGCGAGUUGGGUUUUAACCGGCCGAAGCACCCCGGCGAUCUGCCAACCUUUGGCAAUGACAAUUGUUCGCCAGAUCCUCUGCCUUUCAACCAUGUCAAGGAUCAGAUCGGGAAACGCAUUUUCUACUGCCUGCUUCUAGGCGUGCGAUCUUUCUCGCAGCUUGGUGCAUCGUCUGCUGAUAUGGUCAUUGCCCCAUCUACACCUAGUCUGCCCUAUCCUGCAUAUCCUGAAAAUGUUGACGAUAUCUGUGUUCUUGCCAACGAAGUCAUCCACCAACAAGAUGGCAGUGUUACCUUGUUAACCGGAUUCCGCUUUGCGAUCGAUAUCUACACUACGAUGAACGGUAUUGUGAGUCUUGAGCUAGCUUACGGUAUGAGCACCCUACCCUGGGCAGACCAGCGAAUCCUCCUUCGAGACGGUCUGCUUGCGGCCAAGAGUAUCACCGACAAUCUGCCACCUGAGCUACAACUUGGAGAUCACGGAAUCGAAGCAAAUGCACUGACCAGCUUCGACGACUCUGGCAUGCAGUAUGCGCCCCCUGCUUGGCCCAACAGCCAGCCGGCCCACGACCUACGCAAUGUGAUCAAGAACCAGCCCGCGCGGCGUCGACAUCUCCAGUAUGAGAUACAAAAAGCCAACAUUUUUGUUUCACAGCUUGCCACCCGUUCAUACUUUGUGGAGUUGUAUUUUGACCUCCGGGAUGUCCACCUGACGGAGCAGCAGCAACAGGACAACAAUCCUAUCGAGGGCCAUUCAGAGGAGGAGAAGGCGGCUCAAGAUGCUGACGAGAAGGAAAUACACGAUUUCAUGUCGGCAGAGCGUGAGCUCAUUGUGCAGAAUCUGCUCACAGUCCUGGGAUCUAUUUCGCAGCGAAAUAUGGAGCCCAAUGGCGGAUCACUCAUCAACAAGAUUCGUCAAGUAGCGUCAACACUUCUCAAUGACGCACCGGAGCGAAAGGGGCCAUUCGCGGUCAAAUCAGAAGAGGCGCUGUCGCAGUUAAUCAACAUCUUAGUCAAGCUGGAAAAGACAGGCCCCGGCAAUGGAGGAGGUAUCGAUGCACAGGAUCCAUCACAAAUGACAUCACAGGAUGAGGAGGAAGAACUGCGACACUGGGCGGAUCUACGAGAUUACCAGAUAAGAUUCGCGAUGCAGGGAGGCUUUGCCGGGAACCUGUAA